Messenger RNA from Gregarina niphandrodes, 147 nucleotides. RefSeq lists its product as hypothetical. The transcript has a single exon. The annotation marks the transcript as partial. Lineage: Eukaryota; Apicomplexa; Conoidasida; Eugregarinorida; Gregarinidae. The record is from RefSeq and is a predicted model, not a curated record.
AUGAACAACACUCUAACGUCCAUCACCUCUGCCCUCACAGGUCUUCUGACUACUCCCUGCGUGACCGCCGUGUCCAAGACCCUUAUGCAAUUUGAGACCCUCGUGAAACCUAUACUGCUUGAGUUCAACCCUGCCGCUAUCAACAGC